Cyprinus carpio (common carp) is the source of this 1735-nucleotide messenger RNA. Its product is annotated as plexin-A1-like. NCBI's taxonomy places the organism in Eukaryota, Metazoa, Chordata, Actinopteri, Cypriniformes, Cyprinidae. The transcript has 7 exons. The record is from RefSeq and is a predicted model, not a curated record. The coding region runs from base 320 to 1735 and encodes 471 amino acids.
GCUGCUCAGAUCGAGGCUGCUCUUCUCCUGAACGCCGAGCCGCAUUCCAGUCGCGCCACGGAAACGGGAUAUUUUGGCGAGUUUGGGAAUUUAACUAUGACUAGGACAUGCAAUCCAAGGAUCAUUCGAACGUGAGCCCCGGACGAGGAAUUGAGGUGGAUGCUGAAGUCGAUGACUGUUUUGUGAGAAGGCAAGGAAGCGUUGAAUCAGUAAAGCCUGUGCUGCCUCCCUUCCUUGUUUGUUGAGUUUGCUUAAAGGCCCCCAAUUGAAGACAUAGCGUGGACCACCAUAUCCAUCACUUGUGAGGGCCAGCGCAGACAUGAGGCCUCAGCAGGGGCCGCAAUGCUUUAUUAGCCCAAGGACUGUAGUGCUCCUUGGGCUUCUGACUGUCUGCAUAUCCCCACACCUUUCUGAAGGAUCCCCAGAGCCAUUUAGGUCCUUCUUGCCUCCUGAAUGGGGUCUAACGCAUUUAGCCAUCCAUAACAAUACAGGGGAUGUGUAUGUUGGCGCGGUAAACUGGAUCUACAAGCUUUCUAGCAACUUGACCAUGUUGAGGAGUCAUAUGACGGGUCCCGUAGUGGACAAUGAGAAAUGCUAUCCACCUCCAAGUGUACAGGUAUGCCCCCAUGACCUUGCCCCAAAUAGUAAUGUGAACAAGCUUCUGCUAAUAGACUAUGCUCAAAACCGACUCAUUGCUUGUGGAAGCACCUCGCAAGGCAUCUGUCAGUUUCUGCGCCUGGACGACCUUUUCAAGCUUGGCGAGCCACACCACCGUAAGGAACACUACCUCUCCAGUGUCGUCGAGUCGGGAACCAUGUCCGGGGUCAUCAUCUCUGAGGGUCAUAUCAGCAAGCUUUUCAUUGGAACUCCCAUCGAUGGUAAAUCAGAGUACUUCCCAACUCUUUCGAGCCGCAAGUUGAUGGCCAAUGAGGAGGAUGCUGACAUGUUCAGCUUUGUCCACCAGGAUGAGUUUGUCUCCUCCCAGCUGAAGAUUCCAUCGGAUACGCUGUCCAAAUUCCCGACAUUCGACAUCUACUACAUAUACAGCUUUAGCAGUGAGCAGUUUGUCUACUACUUGACCUUGCAGCUGGAUACCCAACUUACUUCUCCUGAUGCCAGUGGGGAACAGUUUUUCACCUCGAAGAUCGUCCGACUUUGUAUCGAUGAUCCCAGGUUCUACUCCUACGUAGAGUUCCCAAUCGGAUGCACCAAAGACGGCGUAGAGUAUCGACUGAUCCAGGAUGCCUACUUGGCCAAACCCGGAAGGCAACUUGCAAACUCCUUGGGAGUGUCCGAGCAAGAGGACAUAUUGUUUACGGUCUUCUCCCAAGGGCAGAAGAAUCGGGCCAAACCCCCAAAAGAGUCGGCACUCUGCCUGUUCACGCUGACGAAAAUAAAGGAGAAGAUCAAGGAAAGAAUUCAGUCAUGCUAUAGAGGAGAGGGCAGGCUGUCUUUGCCCUGGCUACUCAACAAGGAGCUACCAUGCAUCAACUCGCCUCUCCAGAUCGACGAUAACUUCUGCGGGCAGGAUUUUAACCAGCCUCUAGGGGGCACCAGCACUAUCGAGGGCAUUCCGCUCUUCAUAGACAAAGAUGACGGAAUGACUUCGGUAGCUGCUUAUGAUUACCGCGGAAACACGGUGGUUUUCGCAGGAACACGCAACGGCCGAAUGAAGAAGAUUCUGGUCAAAUCAACAACAGAUGGACGAGCCAACUGGGCCUGGAUGAGAGUGUGA